AUGUCUUUAUCAGCAUAUGCAGACGGAUCGACAGUUGCCGAGGAGGCCAUCAGUUCAAUCAGGCACGUUACUGCAUUUGGGAUCCAAGACAAGCUGGCCGAUAGAUAUCAGAAAUUUCUUACCAAGGCAGAGAGCUCUGGUCUCAGGAGUCGCAUUGCUCUUGCAGCCAUGAUGGCCAUUAUGAACUGUGUUAUAUUCUGGACCUACGGACUGACAUUCUGGCAAGGCUCACGUUACCUUGUUAUAGGGGAUAUCGACUUAGGAGCUAUUAUAACCAUUCUCCUUGCUACACUGACUGGAGCGUUCACGUUUGGUAACAUAGCACCCAAUUUCCAAGCGUUUGCAACUGGCAUGGCAGGAACAGAAAAAAUUCUUGCCACAGUGUCCAGGAAGUCGCCGCUAGAUCCAUCUUUCUCUGCGGGAGACAAGCUACAAGCUGUGUCUGGAGCAAUCGAAUUCAAGAACAUUCGCCAUGUUUACCCUUCUAGACCAGACGUAUUGACUUUAAAUGGGAUAAAUCUUCUAUUCCCAGGAGGAAAGACAACGGCAAUCGUUGGUGCUUCUGGAUGUGGGAAAAGUACGAUAGCAGGUUUGAUUGAAAGGUUUUACGAGCCAAUAAGUGGUGAAAUAUUACUCGAUGGUCACGAUAUCACGUCUCUAAAUUUGCAAUGGCUACGUCAACAAGUGGCGAUAGUCACUCAGCAGCCCACACUCUUCUCCACAACUAUAUUUGAAAACAUCAGAUUUGGUCUGAUGGACGGAUUCCACACGACUGUUGGAGGAAGGGGCUCAUUACUAUCGGGUGGACAAAAGCAGCGAGUUGCCAUUGCACGGGCUAUCAUUAGCAAUCCGAAGGUCUUGCUGCUCGAUGAGGCUACUUCAGCUCUAGAUGCCCAGGCCGAGCGGCUGGUACAGGCUGCCCUUGAUGUUGCAGCUGAAGGGCGGACAACGAUUGCAAUUAGUCACCGACUCUCUACAAUCACAGCGGCAGCGAACAUUAUUGUCAUGUCUCACGGACGUGUUGUUGAGCAAGGAACUCACAACGAGCUACUUGAGAAACGAUCGACAUAUUACCACUUGGUGGAGAAGCAACGCCUGUCGACCGAAAGAAGUAUCGUUAUCAGUGAAGCAAAGUCUGAUCUCGAUAGAGGUGCCGAGCUGCCUGAUGUUAAAGAUGAUUGUAAAGAGUCCGAUGUGUAUCCGCACGAGAUUAGGCCAUACCGUGGAGAUGGCGAGAGAGCUUCCGAGGGGGAAGCUGGUUACUUCAAAUAUUCCUUAUGGGAGUUGAUCAAGUUUGUCGCCAACUUCAACAGCGAAGAAACUCUUAUCAUGGUUUCAGGUCUAUUUUGGUCAAUCGUCACAGGCGCCGGAAAUCCCACGCAGGCCGUAUUCUACGGCAAGACAAUCUCGGCAAUGUCGUUGCCCCAUUCUAUGUAUGGAGACUUACGCCAUGAGGUAAACUUUUGGAGUCUGAUGUAUCUGAUGCUAGGAGGUACUGCAUUCUUAGGCUGGGGAGCAUCGGGACUCUGUUUCGCCUACUGCUCUGAGCGCCUGAUCCAUCGUGCCAGAGAUCGUUCUUUCCGAGCAAUGCUCCAUCAGGAUAUCUCCAUGUUUGACAAAUCUGAGUUUUCAGCCGGAGCUCUUACAAGUUCACUAUCAACCGAUGCCACCAACCUUGCUGGGAUGAGCGGUGUGACAUUAGGCUCAAUCCUUAUUGUCUCAACCACUCUGGUUGCCGGUGUAGCCCUAUCGAUUGCGGUAGGAUGGAAGCUGGGACUAGUUUGUGCAGCAACUAUUCCAAUUGUUCUUACUUGUGGUCUCGUCCGACUCAAAAUCCUCGGGGAACUAGCUCGAAAGUCGGAGGCGGCAUAUAAAGCUUCGGCAACUUAUGCGUGUGAAGCAAGUUCUGCCAUUACAACAGUUGCGUCACUCGGUCUCGAAAGUUAUGUCAAGGAACACUAUCAUAACAUAUUGGAAGCCCAACGACAAAAAUCGGUUAUUUCCAUACUAAAGUCAUCAACGCUGUAUGCAGCCUCCCAUUCGGCCAACUUUUUAUGCAUAUCCUUGGCUUUCUGGUAUGGAGGAACUCUCAUCGUGUACGAGGGCUAUUCUGUGUUGCAGUUCUUCAUCUGUUAUGCAGCUGUUAUAGCAGGCGCAUUCAGUGCAGGAGCCAUAUUCUCAUUCGCACCAGAUAUGAGUAAAUCUCGCCAGGCGGUUCAGGGUAUCAAAACGCUGUUAGACCGACCUGUCAACAUCGAUGCACGUCAAGGAACUGGCGAAAUUUUAACGAGAAUAUAUGGUAGUUUGGAGAUGCGCAAUAUCUAUUUCCGAUACCCUAAUAGACCGGAGAAGACAGUUAUUGCCGGCCUCAGCUUGAGUGUCCAACCGGGACAAUAUAUAGGUCUUGUGGGAGUCAGUGGAUGCGGGAAGAGCACCAUCAUAGCUUUGCUGGAGCGGUUCUUUGACCCUGAAGGUGGGCAGAUACUGGUAGAUGGCAAAGAUAUUUCUAAGUUGAAUAUCAAGAACUACAGGAGUCACCUGGCUCUGGUUAGUCAAGAGCCGACGCUAUAUCAGGGAACAAUAAGGGAGAAUAUCACCAUGGGAACCAACGACGAGGAUGUUUCUGAGGAGAAAAUUACCAAAACAUGCAAGGAUGCUAAUAUUUACGACUUCAUCCAAUCUCUACCCGACGGCUUCUCCACGGUCAUUGGAGUCAGGGGAUGCAUGCUCUCCGGCGGGCAGCAGCAACGAAUAGCCAUUGCGAGGGCGCUUCUUCGCAAUCCCCGUAUCCUCCUCCUAGACGAGGCAACUUCCGCGCUUGAUUCUGAGUCUGAGAAGAUCGUCCAGGAUGCUCUGAAUGCGGCGGCUCAUGGCCGAACGACGGUUGCUGUUGCACACCGGAUAAGCACAGUGCAGAACGCCGACUGUAUUUAUGUAUUGCAUGAAGGUAAUGUUGUGGAACAGGGGACGCACCAAGAGUUGAUGGAGCUGGGAGGGAGGUAUUUUGAAUUGGUGAAGCUGCAGAGCUUAGAGAGGACAGACUAG
Molecule: messenger RNA, 3045 nt
Organism: Arthroderma uncinatum
Lineage: Eukaryota; Fungi; Ascomycota; Eurotiomycetes; Onygenales; Arthrodermataceae
Exons: 7
Coding region: 1-3045 (1014 amino acids)
Biological process (GO): transmembrane transport
Cellular component (GO): membrane
Molecular function (GO): ATP binding; ATP hydrolysis activity; ABC-type transporter activity
Source: RefSeq, a predicted model, not a curated record